Messenger RNA from Mesorhabditis spiculigera, 645 nucleotides. NCBI's taxonomy places the organism in Eukaryota, Metazoa, Nematoda, Chromadorea, Rhabditida, Rhabditidae. The record is from the annotation of a GenBank genome assembly.
AUGCGUCCGAUCGGCUGGUUGCUGUUUUUCUUAGAAACCGUUUCUGCUGGGCAACUCUGCCAGGACGGCGGCUUGGAAUUUUUUGAGAGCUUCAACACCUCGUCGUGCAUCUACUUUGAGUACGAAGCGCUAAACUACAACGAUGCCAAAAACUCAUGCCUAUCCCGGGGACUCGAUUUGAUCCAAUUUCGGGACGUGAGCACGAGCAUGUUCGUGAAUUCGUUUAUUCCAGACAAUAAUCAAGACGAGCCGUGGUACAUUGGUGUAGAGCGGAAUCGCAACGGCAUCUGGGUGUACGCGGAUAACACAACGCUGCAGUACACGAACUGGGCAGCCGAUGCCAGGGAUGAGGUGAUACGAGGGUUUCAAAGGGUAUUAUGGGAAAAAUUCCAAACGGAAAUCAAGGCAGACGAAAAAUUUGUGGCCGAGCAUCGCGCGGCAUUCAAUUUCACCUGCGAUGUGUUCGCCUCAAUGUGGCUGCGUUUUUAUGACGGUGACGAGGCCCCAUCUCCGGCCAAACAUAGCCGGCCACAUUACGCACGGAUUGACCAAGACCCCGAUUGCGCAAAAGACUCCCACUUCGUCGACCAGAAUAUUACCGUCACCUUUCCGCGCUACAUUUGCGAACGUGCGAUGCCAAUUUAU